GCAGUUCGCUCGUUGUCUGCAGCAGCGGCUCAAGCCUUAUCAACAGCUCCCGCACACAUACAGUGAUAGCCCGCGAGUUACCAUGCUUAUGAAAUUUGCAUAUUUUGUGAUCUUUAGCGUGUGCUGGUCACACUGCGCAGGAAACAAUUUAGAUCAUAAUGUCUUUGGAUCAAUGGAUGGCUCCACCAGCACUGAACGUAUUAAUGCGGCGAUGCGUUGCAUUAAUGUCAAUCCACAGCAUUCGGUGGAUUUGCAACAGAUAAUGGGCCUGUGGUAUGGCAGCGAGAUCAUAAUGCAUAGUCAAGAUUUUCCGGGCGUCUACGAAUACGAUUCGUGCGUUAUAAUUCACCUGACCGAUGUGACGCAGCAGAUGCACAAUAGUCGACUCUACAACGACAACAACAACAACAAUUACCGCAACUACAACAAUCGAAAUCAGAAUCAGAAUCAAAACAAUUAUAGGCACAUCUCGACCACGUCGCAAUAUGCGGACAACGAUGAGUAUGUGCGUCAGCCGCAGAAUGCGCACCGGGCAGGAUAUCUGCGUCUGGUGUGGAGCGAGCGUGACAACAAUCUGGAAUAUACGUUCAACUAUACGACAGAUGCGCCCGGCCAGUGGUCCAAUAUUGGGGAUCAGCGCGGCUCUCUGGUCACACGCAACAGCUAUACACAGUUCACGGGCACCGUCCAGGUGGUAAAAGCGGUCAACGAUCACCUGGUGUUGACCUUCUGCGGCAACGAUAUCAAGAGCUCCAUUUAUACAGUUGUGCUCACACGCAAUCGCCUGGGCCUCAGCAACGAUGAGCUGCGCAGCAUACGGAGCAUGCUCUCCCGCCGUGGACUCUACACGGAGACCAUACGCAAGGUCUGCAACGGGACCGGACGUGUGGGCGUUGGCCUCGUCGCGCUGCUCUUGUUGCCGCUACUCGCCGCCUGGGGGCGUCGUCAGUGAGUUGCACAGCAAAGGAAUCGCAAUCCAGCCAUACUCUAUGCUUAAUUUAUGCAUAAUCGACUUAGUUAAGCAUUUAACUCUCGGGCAAUACGGAAUCUAGUUGCAGCUUGUCUAACCAAUUCCUUAGAUUCGGUGCCUUAAUUGCUUUUGUCUCGUCAAUUAAACUCAAUUAGUUAUAUGCCCAAUCCCUCCUACUCCUCCCUCCCUGCUCUGCUCUCCCCUCCACGCCUCCGACUGUCUUGGCUUAGGCUAGAUACAUGUAGGCGUUAAAUGCGCUUUUAAUUCAAUUAUCAACAUUGUUUCUAAGUUGUAUUCUGUUGAUAAUUAAUUCCCACGCUGGCCAAAAAGUAGGCAACGCAAUUUCGAAUAGAACAGUUCACAUUAAUCAGAAUAUUAUUUAUAUUAUUUUUCUAUGUUUUUUAGCUGAGACUGGGACUACAAUCUGAGAUGCGAACCGCGUGCUUAGCACAGUUCUUAUACCCAGUAUUCAUUGAAGACACGGGGUAUAUUGCUGCUAAGAAAAUGUAUGCAACAGGCAGAGUAGAACUUAUUGUCUCAAUCACAUAUAUAUCUCUUCUAUAUCCUUUUGUCGAUAUCAGUUACAAUAACGACUAUUCUAGAGGAGAAUUAUUAAAAAUUUAUCGAUAACUUAUUUGCGUUUAUCGAUAAGUUUAAUCUCUGAGAUUAAUCAAGCUAGUAAGACCAAAAUUUUCAGAUUUUUGUAUACCUCAAGUAUACUCGAAGUUUUGUAUACCUUUUUCCAGCUGCAGUGAGGAUUAAUAAUAUAUUUUUUGAGGUAAGCCCCUUGAGUUUUUGUUUGUGAAUAAAUGUCAUAUUUGUGAACACAAAUUGAAAUAACUUUCGAUCAAUAAAUACAGCAACAGUUAUAUAAGAAUCAAUCAGAAUUAUAUAAUAAACAAUCUUUUAAUCUGCCUGCAUUCAAAUAAGUUGGUAUUAUUGCAGAAUACGGCAACUCGGCUUUGAGUGCAGGGUAUCGCGCAGUCAGUCACUCUCGCGUCUUUCAUUUGUUUACUAAGAUACAAAUAGUAUAUACGAUUAUUGGCCAUGGCAACAGAUGCAAAACUUUCCCCUUAGCCGAUCUUAUCAGAAAUGUUGGCAAGUUUUGGGUUAGAUUCGGAUCCGGGCGAAAUAUAUCUUAUCGUGGAUGGAACACGCGAUUGUUGACCGUAGUCUGGCGAGUUUUAUGCUUGUUUUUUGACUUUUUCUUGAUAAUUUCUUUUAUACACUCUGUUUUGGGCUGUUAGUAAAAGUGCGAGCGU
This is a messenger RNA of Drosophila novamexicana, 2232 nucleotides long. Its product is annotated as kinesin-related protein 10. The coding region runs from base 83 to 952 and encodes 289 amino acids. The transcript has 4 exons. The record is from RefSeq and is a predicted model, not a curated record. Lineage: Eukaryota; Metazoa; Arthropoda; Insecta; Diptera; Drosophilidae.